Molecule: messenger RNA, 6769 nt
Organism: Bactrocera latifrons
Lineage: Eukaryota; Metazoa; Arthropoda; Insecta; Diptera; Tephritidae
Gene: htt
Cellular component (GO): cytoplasm
Source: RefSeq, a predicted model, not a curated record
AAAUGGUCCGGUUAUCGUAYCGCCAAUGAUUAAGUUCCUCAUACAGUUGACACACAAGAGUGAUCGCAAACUUAUAACUAUACCGAAAAUCAUCAGUAUCACCAACAAUUUACUGGCCAACAAUGCGGUGCUCGAUUGCGCUGUGCUCGCACUGAAAUCGCUCUCUUACGAGAUCUUCUUCAUGCCGCCCGUCGGUGGCAGUGCUGCACUCAAUACGUUAGCUGAUUAUCGGGCACCCUUCCAAAGUCCCGUUACACGUUCGCCGGUACAACAACGUCGGCAUGCUGCAGAGGAGUCGGCCGCCGCUGCUGCCGCGGCUGAAGCGCUUUUGGCGAACAGUCGCGAAUUGGAUACGCAGAAGGAAGUUGUGUUGGGCAUGUUGGAGAAAUUCGUGGAUGCCACUGAGUUGCAACAUGUUGUGGCUUUGUUGUUGUUGCGCGAACGUUGUGCCCAGCAAAUGGAUGGUGGCGCUUUUGCGCGACGCAUGGAAGGUGGUGAUGCCGCUACGGUGGAGCGGCAGAAAAGCAGUUGCAUUUUGGAAUCAACGCGAUUGCARGAUCCCGGCGUGGUGUAUGCUCUCAUUUGCCGCGCCAUGUGYGAUGGACGUUUGGGCGUGCACAACUGGCGCGACUUUUACACGCUGGAGUCGUGUUUCAAGAAUUAUAGCAAAUAUGUGCUGGCGGAUAGCAAGAAUUUUCUGGCUUUGCUGCAACUAUUUUUAACGGAGGGCGUGGAGUGCUUUUCCGCCUUGGCGCAUGCAACGAUCAUACUGGCGAAUGUAAUAYUUAAAACUGAGGAAAUUUAUUUAGUAAAUCACAUCAAACUUUAUUUGAAAAACCAUCCGGCGGUGGAGGAGCAGGAGCGCCAACGCGCGCACCAACAACGCAUGCAACAGCAGCAGCAACAACAGCAGCGCGCGACGCUCUGGCUGCUGGACGGCCCAUCGACAUCUACAGCAGCGGCGCGUGCAGCCGCCAACGCGCUCAGCGCCACAGCAGCCGAUGCGGGUGCGGGUGCGGCGUCGACGUCGGCGCCGGGGGUUGGCAUAAGUGAAAUUAACUAUUUCGCAAAAGUUUUAUGCGAGAAGMUGGAGCAUUGCUUUGACGCUGUCGCUGGCACUGACAACUCGCCGMCCUCUGGCGAUGCGGCCUACAGUCGGUUGGUGUGCCGUUUCGUUGCCGCUUUGCAUGAGGUCUGCUGUCGGUCGCGCCACAAGGACGCGCUGCAAUCAGUUUUUCGUUUGGUCCUGGCCGAAUCGGCUUUGCUCGAUAAGUACUGUAAUUUCCUGACGAUGGAUCWGUGGCGGCAGCRURCGGAUGCCGACKGGCACGUCGGUGCAAACGCCGCCAKKRAUGAGGAUGAUGCUGUGUAUGARUGCUGUAGGACGGUGUCGUUGGGGCAGGCGCUGCAGCUGCAGCUGGAAGUCUUGAAACUUUUGUCGGCCAUGAAAUUGUUAGAUCCGGUGGUGAUGUUGCAAUUGCUAAAGCAGCAAAAACAAAACGCAUUACAACAACUACAACAACAGCAGCAUGCACAGCAAAUGGCAACCAAUAAGGAGCGCCUGAAGUGGUGCGACAACAUGCAGCGGACACUUCUGAGUGAAAUUUGCCAGCAAAAUCCGUAUGCGCGCGACUGGUCAACGCAACAAGUGCGCCAGCUACUGGACUUGGGCGGCGCAACAUUUCUGAAUUUCCUAAUUACGGAGCAUUUCGAAUUAAUCAGCGAUUUGUGUGAAGUGGCCGCCGUGCUGAAAGCGGCGCAAGCGACGCGCGAAGCGGCUGACCAAUUGGAUGUAUUAUGGUUGAAUGCGUUGCUGCAACAUGCUAGCGCGCUCAACAAGCACUCGAUACGCGCGCUGCCGCCUCUACUGCUGCGCUUAUGCAACGUCACAAGAACCUCCGUUGCCGGUUGUAAUCUCCAAAUGGCGCUACUUAGCCUACAACUAUUGCAGCGCUUACAUGCGCGCCACAACAAUGCGCGGGCCUUGCAAGUGCGUUUGGAGCGUUUAGCGCGCCGCCUUGUAUUUAGCUGCAGCGCCGCGCCACUUCAGCGUCAGCAGUUAUUGCAGCAAUUGUCGGAAUUGGCUGGGGAUCGACUAACGGCGUUUGGCAGCAACAAUACAUCGACGACUUUCUGGCAGCAGUUGUUCUUGGACACUGAAGACUGCGAACCGGCUGCUCAACCAUUAGCAUCGUUGGCGAAGGAGCAGCAUCAGCUUCAGCAGCGCAUAAUUGACGAGAAGUGGCUGUUGAGCCAGUUAAUUAAAUUCUCCGCACAAUCGGACUAUGGCGCUCAGCAGCUAUCGCGCAUUCUACUGGAGAUACAAUCCGAGCAAAAACUCUAUAAAAUAUUCAACAGCAGCGAGUUCGCGGUGGCGCGAGUGUUGCGACAUGUAAUUGCUAGCUCAAUGCAAGCGAUGCUGGCCGCCUUCCGCAACAAUUGCAUACAACAUAAUCCACAUAUACACUACAUGCAACCGAAUCCAUUAGUGCGCGUUACGCUGGCCGUCUUGAUGACACGUAUUAGCGAGGAAAUUGCCGCACCAGGCAAUCGAAGCGCCAACCUACACAUACCAAUUAUGACAACACUGGGCGGAGGUGCUACCACAGAGGCGGUGCCGAUAAGCGGCGUGCAUACCCAGGCGCAUGUGGCAAGUGACGGUGGUUUUUACCUGUGCGACAGUGUGGCCACACUGUUGGAGCAUGUAAAGAAAGUGGAGGACACGGCGCUGUUCUACAUCGAGUCCAGGUUCAUUGAUAAGUUUGUGUGUGAGCAACUCUUGCGACACGAACAUGUGGCCACACUGUUGGGCUUCUUGAAUUGGUGUUGCCUGCAAGCGCAGCAACUGCUGCAGCGGCAAGCGGAACAAAAAUGUCAACAACAACAAUUUACGCUGGCACUGUUACAAUGUAUUGCGGCGUUGCUGCAAGAGCGCUUCAUCUGGACGGAACUUAAUCACAUGGAAAAGCCAAGUGUCGCAACGACAACAACAGCAACGGCGGAUGGCAGUGCCGCUACGGCAGCGUCGAAUGCCAACACGGCUGGCAGUCUAUUGUCGCCGCCACAACGCAAUUUGUUGUUGUGCCGUGUGCUGGACGUCUUGGUGUUGGCCGCCAAKCAGUCGCUGCAACACACCAUCUUCUACAAGCAUUACAAGCAACAAGCGUUGCUGGUCGACGGCAGCGGAAGUGUCGAUGGCCAGCAUGCAAGCAUUGACAGUGAACAGCAGCAUAUCUUCAAUGCUUUGUCUGCCGCAGCGGCUUCCACGGCGCUAGAGGCCGCUUUGCAAACAAAGGACAACGAAGCGGAAGUCAAUGAUGUUGCCGUCGGACGUCUGCUGCAAGCGUAUGCACCGCAGGCUAUUUUCCUAGCGAAGUUGAUAGAGCUGCGCGCGGCRGAGACAACGAGUGGCGCGGCCCACCUCUCAGCUGCAUAUCUCACGGGUGGCGCAGGUAACGGUGUCUGCUCGUUGGGCAGCGCUGGUGGUGCGUUGAGUGUUGGUGGCAGCAGCGGCAUGGGUAUGUCCUCAGGUGCCACAGGUGCCGUUGGUGUUGGUGCAACGGCCGGUGUACGUGCGGARUUCGACAAUGGCAGUAAUGCGGCUGGCAUACAAAUACCAAUGCACCUUUUGUCCACGAUUGGAGUCGCGGUGUUGCGCACCCAUCAGUUUUAUGCUUAUGCCGUGACGCCGUUCGAAAUAAUACAGCAACAACAACGCGAAUUGCGUAUCGAACAAUUGUCACCUGCAAAGCGUGCCGGGCAACCGUCACAAACAGCAACCUCUGCGGCCGCGACGGCAGCAGCUUCGAGUGGCAAGCUGCCAACGAUACCCGUGGAGAGUCUCAGUGAUGUGGAUGUGCUAAGAAAAUUCGUGAAGAGAUUAUCAAUUUUUGGCUUUACCACACGUCAACAAUUCGAGGAGUACUUUAUGACAUUCCUGCUAUUAAUCAAUAAAGUUUACGACGAGAAUAUGGUUGACGAGCAGGAGCAAUUUCAAAUAAGAUCCACAUGCUUGGAAGCGAUUUUGGAACUUUUAAUUACAUAUAAAACUUUUCCAAUUGUGGGUAAUAAACUUUCGCAUUUUCAUCAUACGACACGGUGGACUCGCAUUAAUUGCGACAGCAUUAGCUUGAAAAAAUUACACAAAGUGCAGCUACUCGUCGCCGAGGCGAACAUCUUCUAUCAUCCGAACUUGGAGCGCCAACUGCGCGCAGACUGCGAGGCGCGCGCCAACUACAGCAGCUACGCGUGCCGCCUGCGUGACAGCGUCAUUGGCACUCACCAAUUUCGAGUCAAUCAAUAUGAUUUGAAUUUUAUGUGGCAACAAAUGGAGGCGUACGCACAAUACACCGCCCACAAUAGCAGCGCGCCGAAUGCGGAACUGGCGAGCGAGAGCGCGAUUGGCGCCAGUACAGCGCAGCGCGCAAAGCGCGGUACAGGCGGCGGCGGUGGCGCGCGGGAUAGCGAGGAUGUGGCAACGAAGAAUUACCGCUACUUCACGGCGCAGUCAGGCGUGGAUUUCAAGAGCAGCACGCAGCUGAUUUUCGAUGUGCUAAUGCAGAUAAUUGAGCACAAUCACAUUUUGGUCUUGCCAAAUCUGGUGAAAUUCGCUGAAAUUUGCGAGAGUCGUGAUCAAAUCAAAUGGAUUAAGGAUAAAGCUUUAAAAUUGCAAGAGACAAUACCAAUGGACGACACCAUUUCACAUCAGCACUUAAUCUACUUACUGUGCAAAACGCAAGCCAUGCUGAUACCCACCAUCGGUGAAUUGCAACAAUUGUGCCAGCUCAUUGGCAAUUAUUUGAAGAGUUCGCACAUCUUCAUACGAAAUGCAACGCUGGCCGGUCUGCUCUGCCUGCUCGAGUGCUGCUCGAAGACCAACACCACCAUCGGCCGCUUGAGCGAUGAGUUGGCUUUGCUGCGCGACCUGAUUGUGGGCUACAUCAAUCGUCAUGGGAUUAUCGAUGUUAGCGCUAUGCAGUGCAGCGACACACAUACAAAACUGGUUUGGACUCUCAAUUAUUGUCUCAUCGAAUGGACAUCGAAAUUCGUGCCACAAUGUCACCUGCUGUCCAAUACAGUAAUUGCAGCUGGUAAUUUCCUGAGGAAGACCAAUAAUGAGGAUGUUUACUUGUGUGUUCUGCAUGGUCUCGAACGCAUGGUGGUCAUUAGUAAUACCGGCAAUAAUGGCAUGAGCACAUCAUYAGGCGCGUCGGCUGUCAGCAGUGCCGUCGGCUCAYCAGCUGUCGGCAUAGUGACGCCGUUGUUGCGCAACAAAAUCGAAAAAYUAGCACUGGAAUUGGUUAAGCUGGAGAAUGAGCGAYUCUCAAUACCGGCGCUGCAGCUGCUGCUCACCUGCAUGUAUGUGGGUUCAGCCAAGCAACUGGAAAAUACGGAACUCUCCAACGGCAUUGUCCAAGACGAACCGGAGAUAAUCGCCCAACAGACCGAUAAAGUCGAUAUACUGCUACAUUGUAUUAAAUCAUCAACGCGUGAUGCCGCCUGGAUUUAUGGACAAGUGUUGUGCCAAAUUAUACGUGAUUUAGUGCCACCGAAUGAAAUAUUGACGAAGGUCAUAAAAGAGUUUCUCGCCAUAAAUCAACCGCAUUGCGAUGUUAUGGCAAUGAUUGUGUAUCAGGUUUUCCGCUGCGCCAUCGAUUCGACAUUCCUGCAAGUGCUGCAAGACUGGCUCAUAUGCUCGCUGCCCACAUUCCUGGCCUUACCUGAACAAAAAGCUGUCUGGUGUCUGAGCGUCAUCUUUUUAUCCGCUUCCAUAAAUCUGCAUUUGAUUAAACUAUUUCCGGUGUUGCUGAGCACCGGUGCCGCAGCAGCUGCCACAGCAGCUUCAACGACGGKCGGCGGCGGCGAUGUUGGAGGUGGAGCAGCUGCAGGCGCUAGUGGAGGCACGGUUGGCGGCGUUGGUAAUCUUGAUGCUUCAMCGGCAGCUGGUCUUACGCUCGGCGCUGGCGAUGGUGCGGAUGCUGGUGCUGUGGCUGGUGGUGUUGGUGAAUUCCAUAAAUUGGGUCAACAUGAAAUUGCUUUGUUCGUGACAGCUGCCGUAGAUUUYCAUGCGAAAUUGAGUGCGGAGCAGCGGCCGCGUUUCCGUGAUGCCUUUGAGAAAUUCGCACAGCGGCAAACGGUUUAUGCUCAGCUGUUGCRGAGUCUCUGAUUUGGUCACGCAUAGSGUUAGCAGMAGCGGCAAUGAAAUCAACCAAUAYMCCAUUCUCAUUGUUGUUGUUGGURUUGUUAUUGCUCUUGUCAUUAUCGUUAUCAUUGUAGCCGUAAUAUGCGUAUUUGUGGGGCGCUGUUGUCGGUGUGSCAAGCAGCUUAAAUGAGCUGCACACAGGAGUUAUUGCAAUUUUGUGUGUGUUUGUGUAUGAGUGUGUCUGUUAAUGCAUUCCAUCUCUCAUCGUCUUGUUGCUGGCAGCUUUCGCAGCAGGUUUAAUUUAAUGGUCAAUAUAACAGUAAACCAUCUACAUAUACUCCCAUAGCAAAGCACAGCGGUGUAGUUAGGCGAAAAGUGUACACAGGUAAUGUAAAUUUGUUGUUUCUUUUGUCUCAUGUCGUUGCUGGUUAGUACUGUGUGGCGCAGCGUUGAUUUAUGAAAUGAGUUUUGAGGUUAGAAAAUUGCCUUGGAAUUGCAAAAUUAUUAAAUGAGUCAAAAUAAUGUAAGAAAGAGUAUUUUUCACUUGCGAUUUUGUUAUGGAUAAAAUUAGAAAAUAUUAAAAAAAAAAUAUCUACUAUUAAAAACAAAAAUAUUUAAAAUUUGCAU